GCGGCGGCAACUCAGAGCGUUCUACGGUUAAUUUACUUAAUAUUAUUUACUAUUUGUACCCCGCCACCCUGUCGAGUGCUCUGCCCUCCCCCUUCGAUUGUGGCUUUGUUGCACUGCUCCUCUGCCUGGUCGUUGUCGCUUGUAUUCGGAUAUCAAAGUGAGCGCUGAGCCAGCAAACAAAAACACAAACAAUUACCUGAAAUUCAAAGUUUCAGAAAUUCUUUCGUAUCUAUAAAGAAGUGUGAGCAAAACUGAAAGCAAGAGAUGACUACUCAGACGUUGCAGAGACAAGAGAUAUCGCCGGCGAAGCGCGCCGCGUUCCAGGUGAUGGCCGGCGGAUCGGCUGGCUUCCUGGAGGUCUGCAUCAUGCAGCCACUGGAUGUGGUCAAGACGCGCAUACAAAUCCAGGCAACACCGGUCGUCACGGCUGCCGUCACUGAGGUCCACUACAAUGGCGUCUUUGAUUGCUUCUCAAAGAUGUACCGGCAGGAGGGUAUCAGCUCGUACUGGAAGGGCAUCAUGCCACCAAUCCUGGCGGAGACACCGAAGCGCGCCAUCAAGUUUCUGGUGUUUGAACAGACGAAGCCGCUGUUUCAAUUCGGAUCGCCGACACCCACGCCGCUCACCUACUCGCUGGCUGGCCUGACCGCUGGCACCCUCGAGGCCAUUGCCGUGAACCCGUUCGAGGUGGUGAAGGUGGCCCAGCAGGCGGAUCGCCAGAAGAAGAUGCUCAGCACCUUCGAGGUGGCGCGCGGCAUCGUCCAGCGCGAUGGUCUCGGCCUGAAUGGCCUCAACAAGGGCGUCACCGCCACCAUGGGCCGCAACGGAGUGUUCAACAUGGUCUACUUUGGGUUCUAUCACAGCGUGAAGAAUGUGGUGCCCGAGAACGAUGACAGCACCCUGGAGUUCCUGCGCAAGGUGGCCAUAGGCUUCACGGCCGGCACACUGGCCUGCUUCGUGAACAUCCCCUUCGACGUGGCCAAGUCGCGCAUCCAGGGCCCCCAGCCAGUGCCCGGUCAGAUCAAGUACCGUGGCACCCUCAGCUCCAUGUUGACUGUCUACCGGGAGGAGGGCUUCCGCGCCCUCUACAAGGGCCUCGUGCCGAAGAUCAUGCGCCUGGGACCCGGCGGCGCCAUUCUCCUGCUCGUCUUCGAGUACUCUUAUGAGUACCUCCUGAAAAACCACUCCUAGUCGCAUGCCCAAACACCAGCCAACCAACCUACAGCAUAAUUCUAAGAUCUUUUUUUUUUGCUAUAUAUUUUGAUACAUAUAUAUUCACACUAGGUACUAAAUAUUUGAUGGAUCGAGCAGAUCGAGCAGUGGAAUGAGGAAGCCUUUUGAACACA
Messenger RNA from Drosophila subobscura, 1346 nucleotides. Its product is annotated as mitochondrial 2-oxodicarboxylate carrier. The record is from RefSeq and is a predicted model, not a curated record. The coding region runs from base 265 to 1191 and encodes 308 amino acids. The transcript is spliced from 2 exons. Lineage: Eukaryota; Metazoa; Arthropoda; Insecta; Diptera; Drosophilidae.